UUACCCGGUGCCGCUGCGCACCUCUCCGCAUCUCUGGCCCGGUGCAGCUACGCACCUGCUCGGCCGCCCGCGCCCAGGGCGCCCUCCCUCCCUGGCCUUCCCCGCCCGCUGCCCUAGCUUUCUGGCCCUCUCCGCGCCUGUCUCUAACUGCGCCUCUCCACCCUUGCCUGCCUUUCUCCCGGUGCUCACCCUCACCUACGGUUCUGUCCAUUUGUUUCUAAGUUGGGAGCCUCUCCGGGCGGUGCAUUUUUAUCCUGGCGUGUCCCUUUUGGUUUGCAUUUCGGGAAAUGUCUUCUCUCACCCUUUCUCACCGCCCCCCCGCCAGACUUCCCUUGGACUCCCCUCUCUUCUGCUCUUCCCCACGACGCCCCUCUCCGUUCGCGCUUCCUCCCCUCAGCUGCACGGGGGAGGGAUGGAAGAAGUGGGGAUUUGUCGGGGCGCAGGGAGGAGGACAGGCCCAGCUGGUCUCCACUCCCCACCGGCUCCUAUCCUCUUCACUUCCCGCUGCAACCCCCAGGGACUGCAGGGCCUUUCUCAGGACCCUCUCCCCCGACACCUCUACUGCGUGCGCCUUUCGCGGGAAGAGGAAGGAGACACGUUUGGGAGAGAGUGGGACCUUGGGGAAGGGGCAGAGUUCAGGCAGCUGAGGUGUUAAGUUGGGGAGGGAUGGGGGCUCUGGAAGAGAGGCCCAGGCAACCCAUCCUCUUCGUGGCUCCCAGGAGAAAUGCAAGCCUGGCAGCCAUUCCGCUCUGAGGAGAUCUGGGGGAACCCCACUGGCUGGCCAAGCUGCAAAGAGGCGCGGGAACCACCGUCGUGCCCCUCCCCUCCUCACUGCAGUGUUCUCCCAUCUCAUCAUCUGAUCGUACCCCGCCCCCCACUGCAGUGACCUCCCCUUCCUCACUGCAUUGACCUUCUCCUCUUCCCAGGGGGGAGGGGGAAUCCCUUCUACAGCCCUAGACUGCAGCCAGCACCUCCCUACCCACCCCCAACCCCACUGCAGUAACCUCUUUCCCAUCCCUCCCAGCCUCCUGCCCCGCCCAUUGAUCUCAGGCUCCACCCCUCUAAGCCUCUUAUCUUUCUCCUUCCUUCCCUUCCACCCGAGGAGAUCCCAGCCAUCAUGUCCAUAGAGAAGAUCUGGGCCCGGGAGAUCCUGGACUCCCGCGGGAACCCCACAGUGGAGGUGGAUCUCUGUACUGCCAAAGGUCUUUUCAGGGCUGCAGUGCCCAGUGGAGCCUCUACCGGCAUCUAUGAGGCCCUGGAGCUGAGAGAUGGAGACAAACAGCGUUACUUAGGCAAAGCCAAGUUUGGGGCCAAUGCCAUCCUGGGUGUGUCUUUGGCCGUGUGUAAGGCAGGGGCAGCUGAGCGGGAACUGCCCCUGUAUCGCCACAUUGCUCAGCUGGCCGGGAACUCAGACCUCAUCCUGCCUGUGCCGGCCUUCAACGUGAUCAAUGGUGGCUCUCAUGCUGGAAACAAGCUGGCCAUGCAGGAGUUCAUGAUCCUCCCAGUGGGAGCUGAGAGCUUUCGGGAUGCCAUGCGACUGGGUGCAGAGGUCUACCAUACACUCAAGGGAGUCAUCAAGGACAAAUAUGGCAAGGAUGCCACUAAUGUGGGGGAUGAAGGUGGCUUUGCCCCCAAUAUCCUCGAGAACAGUGAAGCCUUGGAGCUGGUGAAGGAAGCCAUCGACAAGGCUGGCUAUACGGAAAAGAUCGUCAUUGGCAUGGAUGUUGCUGCCUCAGAGUUCCAUCGUGAUGGCAAAUACGACUUGGACUUCAAGUCUCCCGCUGAUCCUUCCCGAUACAUCACUGGGGACCAGCUGGGGACACUCUACCAGGACUUUGUCAGGGACUAUCCUGUGGUCUCCAUUGAGGACCCAUUUGACCAGGAUGACUGGGCUGCCUGGUCCAAGUUCACAGCCAAUGUAGGGAUCCAGAUUGUGGGUGAUGACCUGACAGUGACCAACCCAAAGCGUAUUGAGCGGGCAGUGGAAGAAAAGGCCUGCAACUGUCUGCUGCUCAAGGUCAACCAGAUCGGCUCGGUCACUGAAGCCAUCCAAGCGUGCAAGCUGGCCCAGGAGAAUGGCUGGGGGGUCAUGGUGAGUCAUCGCUCAGGAGAGACGGAGGACACAUUCAUUGCUGACCUGGUGGUGGGGCUGUGCACAGGCCAGAUCAAGACUGGUGCCCCAUGCCGUUCUGAACGUCUGGCUAAGUACAACCAGCUCAUGAGAAUUGAGGAAGAGCUGGGGGAUGAAGCUCGAUUUGCCGGACAUAACUUCCGUAAUCCCAGUGUGCUGUGAUUCCUUUGCUUGCCUGGAGACGUGGAACCUCUGUCUCAUCCUCCUGGAACCUUGCUGUCCUGAUCUGUGAUAGUUCACCCUGUGAGAUCCCCUGAGUCCCAGGGUUUCCAGAACUUCCCUGAUUGACCUGCUCCGGCUGCUCCUUGGCUUACCUGACCUCUUGCUGUCUCUGCUCACCCUCCUUUCUGGGCCCUACUCGUUGGGGUUCUGCACUUUCCACUUCUUCCUUUCUCUUUCUCUCUUCCCUCAAAAACUAGAAAUGUGAAUGAGGAUUAUUAUAAAAGGGGGUCUGUGGAAGAAUGAUCAGCGUCUGUGAUGGGAGUGUCAGGGUUGGUGUGCUGAGGUGUUAGAGAGGGACCAUGUGUCACUUGUGCUUUGCUCUUGUCCCAUGUGUUUUCCACUUUGCAUAUGAGCCAUGAACUGUGCAUAGUGCUGGGGUGGAGGGGAGUGCUGGGCGUGUGAUCAUGCCUGGCUAAUAAGGCUUUAGUGUAUUUAUUUAUUUAUUUAUUUAUUUUAUUUGCUUUUCAUUCAUCCCAUUAAUCAUUUCCCCAUAACUCAAUGGCCUAAAACUGGCCUGACUUGAGGGAACGAUGUGUCUGUAUUUCAUGUGGCUGUAGAUCCCAAGAUGACUGGGGUAGGAGGUCUUGCUAGAAUGGGAAGGGUCAUCGAAAGGGCCUUGACAUCAGUUCCUUUGUGUGUACUCACUGAAGCCUGCGUUGGUCCAGAGCGGAGGCUGUGUGCCUGGGGGAGUUUUCCUCUCUACAUCUCUCCCCAACCCUAGGUUCCCUGUUCUUCCUCCAGCUGCACCAGAGCAACCUCUCACUCCCCAUGCCACGUUCCACGGUUGCCAGCACCUCUGUGGCACUGAAAUGAGCACCACCAUUAAAGUCUGAAUCAGUG
Molecule: messenger RNA, 3193 nt
Organism: Mandrillus leucophaeus (drill)
Lineage: Eukaryota; Metazoa; Chordata; Mammalia; Primates; Cercopithecidae
Gene: ENO2
Product: enolase 2 (gamma, neuronal)
Exons: 9
Coding region: 1118-2293 (391 amino acids)
Biological process (GO): glycolytic process
Cellular component (GO): phosphopyruvate hydratase complex
Molecular function (GO): phosphopyruvate hydratase activity; magnesium ion binding
Source: RefSeq, a predicted model, not a curated record